CGCCACCUCUCGGCGGCACCACCUCCCUUCCUCUUCCUCCUAGCAGAAGCUUAUCUUUUUGAAAUAAGAAAUUUAGGAGAAGUUUAUCGAUGCGAGCGAGGACCAUCACGAGUUCCUUGCGUUCCAAAAGGGCCCCAGCCUGCUGCCUGCGCCUCCACGCGCACAACACAAAGCUCCCACCCCGUCUCGAAUCCGUCUCCGAGUUUCGUCGGUCCAGACCCCGGGGUGCCGCGCGCCCUUGUGUUCUGAACCUCCUCACCUACCUCCCCUCCGCUCCGCUCCUCCGGCUAUAUCUUCUUCUCGUCGGUGGCUGUGAAUUUCUUUCUAGGUACAGGGUUGAGAGUUCGUUGUUGUCGGAAGGGGAGCUGAGCCUUGGACUUGGAGAUGGCAAGCUUCAGUGAAGAGAAGAGAGCAGCUCCGCAGAGGGACGAGGCACCUUCCCGGAGCAAGUACGGCGGCAUUUCGCCGAAGAAGCCCCUGAUCAGCAAGGACCACGAGCGCGCCUACUUCGACUCGGCAGAUUGGGUCCUCGGCAAGCACGGCGCGAGCAGCAUCAACGGCGCGACGGUCCCGGCCGCCGAGCCCCUCAAGCCCAAGCUGCAGCGGACGGCGUACCACCAGCUCCCCCCGCGAAGGCCGGCGUGCACGUCGGAGUAGCUGGCGCGCGGCUCCCCUGUCCCGUCGCGUCGGCGGCGUCGCUGCUGCUACUGCUAGCUCGUGAUGCGCAGGCGGAACGGUGCUGUGGAUGUGAAUGUGAUGAGCGAUCACUCACACUAUAGGGAGCCAGGAUCCGUGGAGUUGGGGCCAAUUGGGUUGUAAAUACGGGGACGCAUGCUGUCAGCCUGUCACUGCUCAGCAGUGUGGAGCUAUCUGAAAUGAAGUGAUCGGUGCACCCGGCGUCUCGUCUUCACUCUUCAGUCUUCGUUUUGGUUUCUGCUGCUUCUUCAGUGUAAUCGCGUCUUCAGCCUUCGCCAUUGUAGUAGAGCUUAGGCUCAGGUACGCGCGCCGCGGGCUGCCGGGCUGCCUGGCCUUUGCUGUCGUUUUGAAUGGAACUGCGGCCUUUUUUCUAUUUUUAUAUUUUUUAAAAAUAUUUUUUACAGAAAUAUAUUUUUGGUUUCACAAUUUACAGUUUUAUACCCCUACCGCCUGCAAUGUAACAGCUUGCAAUAUAUUUGUGUGUACAAAACUAAGUAUAUUAUGUA
Molecule: messenger RNA, 1202 nt
Organism: Panicum virgatum (switchgrass)
Lineage: Eukaryota; Viridiplantae; Streptophyta; Magnoliopsida; Poales; Poaceae
Exons: 6
Coding region: 385-657 (90 amino acids)
Source: RefSeq, a predicted model, not a curated record